GAGAACAGGACGAUCAGAGUCUCGUCGUACUAGCCACACUUGGCUGCUCGUAGCGCUGCUAUCUCGUUGCUCGUACAGUUCAUGAAUGCAGUGACUCAGACUUGCCAGAAACGGGAGCUUGCACGAUCGCUGUAAUCCUGCAGUCAAGCUGUCACGGCGUGACGAGUGUCGCUCGCUGAGGUUGGAGGCUUUGAGCAGCUUACACGUAGAUCGGUUGGACUCUCUUUGGGUCCUAGGAGCUGGAUUUAUAGCUCACAUAGGCUGCAAGUUAGCAGUAAAUUCAUAGACACGGCGAAGCUUCAAAGCGACAUACUGGUGCCCUGGAAGAAGAUGUCACACAUUUACGGGACUACAAAAGAUUCGAACGAACUCACGCCCGUCCCAUUGUCAACAGGUUCGCUCCUUUGAACUCAGAUACACUUCGCAAUUGCAGUGUCAGAUUUCAUCUUCCUUUCGCAUCUGCUCCUUCACUUGGGUUGGAGUCCAGUUCAGUUGCUUCACCCACGGCAGCGACUUGCAUUUGCUUGAUCCAAGAGAGAGAACAACAGGAAUGACGACUGCCGAGUCCGCAGCGCACAUGGAUACCUCAUCUCCCGAUUACACCGGUUCCGACAAGAAGAAGACUUCUCUUAUUGGAAAGGUGAAGGCCAAGGCCAAGAAGUUGAAAUCCAAGUUGAAACCUGGACACAAUGAAGAUGGAACAGCGACCACGAACCCAACAAUGGGAGCACACGCCGAUGAUAGCAGCAGUGCGUCUUCAUCUGAUGAAGAAGAAGAAUCACAAGAGCUUGGAUACACGCCUCUCAGCAAUGCCGUAAACUAUGACGAUGAUAAGACGAGUGCAGCUGCUUCUAGAGAUUUUGACUUCAAUGGUACACAAUCAAGCCAAAGCGGUACGGGUCUUGGAACAGGUUAUGCACAGGAAGAUAGGAAAUUUGGUCUACUUGAUAGUCCUACUGAUAAGGGACGUCUCGCUACCGAAGAUCCGUCAGCUCCAACCAAAAUAUCUGACAGCAUUCCCCUUUCACAGUUUAAAAGCUCUGGACCUGCUGGGGUUGAGCAGGCUGUUCCCACUGAAUAUAAUUACUUCAACAAGGAUCCUGAAUCUGCCAUGGCUCCCACUCUUGGAAUGGGGAAUUCUCAGUCGCUCAUGGAAGAAACCCCGGCUGCCCAUGGAGGUUCUUCAGCUGGCAUUGCGCCUAUCCUCUCAGACUCGAGAGCCUUUGGAAGUAACAUUAGCAAAGAAGGAGAUCAGUCCUUUUCUUCUGGAGAAUUCUCUCGACAUGAUAGUUCUAACAGAUCUGUCUACAGAGAUGAAAAUUCUGCUGACGGUAUAUUAGCUCCUCUAUCGACGGAGUCACAGUCUAGGAACCGAAAGUUCAACCCGUUCGACGAAGCCGAGGAGCCGAGCCGCAGCAGUUUCAACCAAGACGUAGGCUUUUCAGCCACGAACAAUAUAUCAGAUACUUUGUUGGGAACGAAAGAUACUUCUGCAGACAAUAUAGCUGUCUGUCCUCCAUUGUUGACAGACGAACAGGAGUCAACUUCCGACACUACUUCUUCUGAUUAUGAUAGUCAGAAACCCAUCCAUCAGCGUGCUUACGACGGUUUAACAGGGGCAGCGGUUGGAGUUGGGCAAAAACUUGGUGUGUACAAAAGUUACGACGAUGUGCCAGCAGAUAAUUCCAGCUCAUGGUCUUCACCUACAACGACGACGUCAACAGAACCUACUAUGGCUCAGAAAGCAUACGAUGCAGUCGUCGGUACUAAAGAUGCUGCAGCAGAUAAAGUGUCACAGACUAAGGAAAAUGUACAGCAAGGAAGUGGCGAGCCUACAAUGGCACAGAAAGCGUACGACGCAGUUGUCGGAGCAAAGGAAACGGCCGUGGGCAGCCUUGGUGGGCAAACAUCAAAAACUGAUUCGAGUACCACAUCUCAGCCACAAUCUAACAGCUUCUUCUCUUCUUCAGCAGCACCAGCUGAUGAAUUUGGUGUUUCUGCCACCGAACAAAAGCCUCUCACUCAGAGGGCUGGAGAAACUGCAGUUGGGUGGAAAAAUUCGAUCGCUAGUAGCCUAGGGAUGGGUGGUACAGCAGCUGGAGACCGAAAUCUGUCCGCUUCUACCGCAACUGAUACAAAUCAGAAGCCGUUGACAGAAAAGCUCACAGAAGCAGGUGUUGGAUUUAAGGAGACUGUGGCAAGCAAAUUGGGAUAUGAAGGAUCGGUAACGAAAUCGCCUGGUGAACAGAUGACUGGAAACGCAGCCGACACCGCCAUCAGUGCCAAAAAUGUUGCAGCCAGCAAACUUGGACAAGCUGACCAAGCUUUGUCAUCUGACUCGACGCCCGUUUCACAGAAAGCAGCCGACACUAUGUACAAAGCGAAGGAGACGACAGUCUCCACUCUGACACCAAACGAAGAUGAUAAGGCACUUUCAGAUUCCGUUACAGAGUCGAUCAGCAAUCUCCCAGCGCUCUUGUCGGAGAAACUGGGAUUUGGUGGCAGUACAACUUCUACCACGUCAAACCCCUCCACCGCUACCAGAAAUUGGCAGGGCGCAUCCGAGUUGAACAUUCCUGUUUCCGACAGUCCCUCGGCUAACCUCAAUCCUGCUGCAGAUACACCAGACAGUGCUGCCUCCCCAGGGAUCAUGAAUCGUGUUACGGGGGUUGUAUCGUCGCUGUUCGGUGGCGGUGCUAAAAAGCCGACCUCCGGUGGGGAGGAGCCCAGCCCCACUCUGUCGCCAUCAGGGUCAGGACGUCGGUCAAUCACUGAUACAACUCCGAUGGUUACUGACAUCAGUGGGGUGACUUCACCCCGUUCCUCUCCUGCUGCAUAAGCUACUUAUCAGCCAUGAGAUAUCUGAUUUUCAUUGAAUAUGCGAUCGACCGUAUGUGAAGAACUGUUCUUCAAGCUGAAUUUGUGUAAGACAUGUAAAUUCUGUCUUAGCCUACUGGGAGGAAGAGGAGUUCGUUAAAAAUAAGAACUUUUGCAAAAAGAUUGUAGAUAAAAGUGUUGAUAGCUGAUUGUGUCUAAUAUGUCAUUACGCAGUAGGAUAGAAUUAGACCAUUGUCCAGUACAUAAGCUGGCCGUUUUCAUUGCAAUCCUCUUCGAAGUUAUUACGUAAAAGAUAUAUGCAAGUUUAUUUUCGUU
This is a messenger RNA of Marchantia polymorpha subsp. ruderalis, 3153 nucleotides long. The record is from the annotation of a GenBank genome assembly. Lineage: Eukaryota; Viridiplantae; Streptophyta; Marchantiopsida; Marchantiales; Marchantiaceae.